UGCUUAUACCCAAAGCCAGACGCUCAAUGUUAAUAUGAGUACGGCAUCUUCUAAUGCAACAUCACCUUCUACCUCCAGUAAACCUUCUACCAACUUGGGUACAAACAUGGUGAGGUCAGCUUCCAACCUGUCCAUCUUUCAAAACAACAAUAGAAAACCAGUAACACGUUCACGGCAGAACACACUUGGCGGACUUGACUUUGGAGACGAACAUGUCCGCAAUAUUGGAUCAGAUUACCAAGAGAUACAGAUUCGUACCUUAACCAAAUGGGUGAAUGCACAGCUAAAGGAAGCAGGCGACCAUAUAGAUAAUAUAAAGACUGAUCUAAAGGAUGGAAAGAGGCUGCUUAAACUGUUAUCGGUCGUAUCAAAAGAACCAGCACCUAAACCCGAAAAGAUGAACAUGCGUAUCCAUCAAUUAGCCAACGUGGCUCAAGCCCUCAGCUUCUUGGAGAAGCAAGUCGGAUCAGAAAAUAUGCCUGAUAUUGGAAACGAAGCGAUUGUCAAUGGUGACUUGAAAAAGACACUGGCUUUGAUUUUUUUCAUCAUGAUGAAGUAUCAAAUACAGCUUAUUUUAAAUGAACAUGGCGAGGAUUUCAUACAGUCCUUAUCUGAGCUGUCCAAAGUUGAAAAUGGCAAAACGAUGCAGUCGACCGAUUUUAUAGAUGCAAGUUCCAACACCAAACCCGCUGCAGGUUCAUUAGCGACAUCCCGUAAAUUUGGAAGCCACAACUCGAUCUCGGAUAAGCUGCACAAUGCAACGACUUCCACUUCACUUGACGCUAAGGUGGCAUUACUUUACUGGGUACGCAUUCAACUAGAAGAUUACCUCACGGUCAACAUUAUACCCCCUAUCCAAGAUUUUUCAAGAUCAUGGCGGAACGGUGUUGCAUUUUGUCUAUUGAUCCACAGACACAAUCCCGCUUAUAUCCCCGACCUCUUCAGUGUCUAUCUAAGCAUGAACCUUGCAGAGAAAUCGACCUGGCUACAGCUGUUGAAACUAGCAUUUAGCUUGGCCACUGACAAGCUAGGGAUACAGGCUUAUCUAGAACCGGAAGACCUAGUCGAUGUUGAAUAUCCUCAUGAGCCUAGUGUUAUGAUGUACGUGAGCGAAUAUUACAAAAUCAUGUCAAAACAUCAGCGCGAGGAAUCAGACAGUGAAAAGAAAGAACGAGCUGCCAAACGAAAGGCGGCGAUCAUUAUGGCAUCAGGCGGUAUUGUUGAUCCUCUUCCAGAAAACGAGAACAAGCCAGACAAGUUACUGCCUCCGCUAAUGGAAGCACCUGUGCCUGUGCCUGUACCUUCUGCACGGCGGAGAAGAAAGAUGCAACAGCGCCAGUCGAGUCUAGCAGAAGAGGAUAAGGCAAGAAUCAAGGCUGACUUGAACAAUAAACUGUUGAUGCAAUUGACGGGACAUUUGCCGAGAGGAGUGCACCCGACAUUAGACGAGCUCUUGACGAUUCACGACACUGUCCUUUCUUUCAUUCGGUCUAAUACCCUUACUAUUGAUGAAAUACCUGUUGAAUUUCAAAGCUCAGCAUCAGUGACUGAGUAUGUAGAAGCAAUUGAGAUUAUAGAAGAGCAGGCCAUGGUCGAAGAAUCUCAUCUAGAAACUGCACGAAUGGCCAAAGAUACACUCACGACUCCACCUGAAAAGGCAGAUGAUACCUUGAUUCACCUGACUGAUCUUCAGCGAACACAGGUUAUGAAGCUAUAUGAUAUGCUGCAGAAUGAAUGGAAUCAGUUUAUAGAGCUUUUGAAAACGACAAAAGAAGAUCUUAUACAAGUAGAGAAUACCUUAAUUGAUACAGAAGAACGAGUCGAGCUGUAUCUUAAGCACGUGGCUACCAUGCAGGAAGCAUUAGACAAAUACAUGGCCGAUAUCAAACAGGUUUUGCCUCAUAAAAACGCUAUCGAUGUACUUCAUCCUACAGAAAAGACAAAUGAGAUGAUAGGUCAAUAUCAGCAACAGUUAGUCGCCAUCUCGGAUCGCUUUACUCAGUUUACUGAUACUACCUGGAAAGAAUUUAACGAUGAAACACAAGGGUUGCCCAGCUCGGUCAUGCAGCUAGUGCAGCAUCGAUAUACAGAGACGCAGGAGAAGUAUAACGCGCUAAAGAGGUGUUUCGAAAAGGAGCAGAAAGAAUGCGAGGAUUUCAAAAAAGGGCUUACGAUCGGAAGCAAGGUACAAUCCAUCGAAUCUGAACUUGAAGUCAUUCAGUCUAUUAUGGAAGAUAGCAGCGAAGACAAAAAGACAACCAAUGACACCAUUCAGGAUUUAGAAAGCAAAGUAGCCGAUGUAAAGGCAAGCCUUUAUAGUCUAAAAGAAGAAUUCAGCGACCUAUUCUCACGCGACAAUCGUUUUGCUACGCUUCUUUCUGAAAUUCAAGCCAAAUAUGAAAUUGUCAACACAUGGGUUGAUCAAGUUCGAGUGUGGUUUGUAGAGGCAGAAAGAAUCAGAUCAUGGAUCGAAGAUCGUAUUCAAAUAAUUCGUCAAAAAGACACUGAAGACUCUAACAUAGACCCCUUGUCUCAAGACGUAUUAUCACAGAUGGGUCAUAUCAAUAUCGAUGUUGUCUUGACAGAGCAUCAGAAGUUAAAGAAAGAGAUCAACCGUUUUAAUGAAGAUGACAUGGCUCGUCUUCGUUCGCACGUCAAAUCACUCACCAUGACAGAUGACGACGAUGAUGACCAUAACCUAACACCAGCAGAUGCCACUACCAUUGAAAUCACCUUAACAACUCUAAAUACCUUAAAUCGUCUAAUGAGUUUACUACAGACAAGAUCCAAAUUCGUAGGGCUGCUUGGAAAACGGUUGGAAUGGGAGAACCUUAUCGAAAGGGCAGAACGAUGGUGUAAUGACAAAGACACAGAAAUUUCCAACUUUAUUCAAACAAGCGCCUGCUGGUCAAAAAAGCAAGACGAUGAGGAAGAGGUCAGCAAUCUUCAGAUCAAGCAAAAGAAUGAAGAUAUUAUCCACACUCUAGUAUCUCACGAAAACGCCAUUGCUGAUUUUGAUAAAGGAGAAUUUUCCAAAGUACUAGAUGUCUAUCAAGAAAUGGAAGAGAUAGAGCAAGAUACACUGCCUUCCCAUCUGGAAGGUCGUCAAGAAGUACUAGAAAACAAGUUUGAAUCUGUCAUGAAGAAGUGCUCCUUUGCUCGAAAGAUUGUUGAACAGCAUCUAGUUGUUAAUGAUGUUGUGUCUCAAUUUAAAAAACUCAAAAGUGAAGGCGAAAAAAUAAAGAUGCUUAUGACACACAGUAACUCGACUGUCACCUCUAGCGGCGCUGGCCGGAAUGACCAGGAUAACGGGUUUGAUGAACGUAUUCGGCAGUUUAAAGAAAGCUCGUCUUACUGGGUGACGACCUUGUUGAAGCGUAUACCUUAUCCAGAUUGUAAUCAAGGUCAUUUCAAAGAAGAAGAGGAGGUAGCCAAAGAAAAUAACCGGUUCAUACAGAACAAGAUGGAAGACUAUUCCAUGUACCUGGCAGAAAUCACAGAGGACCUCGAGAUGCUCCUGGCGUCACAUCGUGAAAAUCUAUCCUUACAGCAGCGCGCAAGCCUUGCCUAUGACGACUUGUUAAGAAUCACUUCUUGGAUUGAGGAACGACUCAAACUUCUUCUCAAGUUUGACUUUAGUAUACUGGACCAAGAAGAAAUCAUUAACGUAGAUCACGAAACAAUAGAUCGCUUGGAGAAAGAGCACGACAGUAUUACGUUUAAGCUAAAACAUCUAGAAGAACGAGACAUAACGAGAACAUUAGAUGUUGUUCGUCGCCUUGAGAUAGAGAUUGAAGAAACAAAUUCUACAUCUAUUGAUCGUGCUGCUUUGAUUGAUGGAAUUGAGCAUUUGGAAGAAGCUCGUAAUGAACUUACGGAUGUUUUAUCGUUACGAACACAUCAGAUUUAUGCUUUGAAGAAGAGAUCCAGUUGGGAAUCGCAAUGGGAUGAAGCUAUUACCUAUAUGAACGAGCUUGCCUAUAAGUUGUGGGAUUUUAAUACCAAGUUUGCAGAAUAUGACAUCGAAGGUUUACGAAAGCGAAGUAGCAGUAGCAGUGUUGAAAGCACCCAGAGUAUAGUAGACGUGAUGGCUGAAUUAGAGCAGCUAAAAGAGCAAGUGAAUACCCUACAGGAUAGACAUAGCAUAGUUGUUGCCGAGACUGCAUUCAGUGAAUUGCAGGAAGCAUACACUCAAUUGAUCGAUUAUGCCAACAUGGCCCAAGAAGAACAUCAUUUGGUCACAAUACCAAAAUGUCUGAAUAAUAAGCAGCUUGAAAUUAACAAAGAGUAUGAAGACCUAAAGAAGUUAACACAGUAUGUGUCAGAUAUAACAGAGCAAAAUCUAAAAGUCGAAAAGUGGGCAAAAUCAUGCAGUGAGAUACUUGUCCAAGGCGAAAACAUUCUAGACGAACUCCAGCGAUUUUUUCGUGAGUCCAAUGUUGAUAAAGAAGCCCCUAAUGCUGACAGUAAUCCUAACAUGAGCUUGAUGAACGAUCGUGUGAAUGUCUUCAAGAACCAAAUUCAUGACUUGCUUGAAUGUUUCCAGUCCGUCCAGUAUUUUGAAUGUGGUAACUGGUUUACAUCAUGCCAGAAUCAGUCUGUAUCAGAGUCGAACGAGUAUAAUGCCCAGAUGAAAGUGUUUAUCGAUAAAAAGACGCAGAGCUUGAAGAGCUUGGAACAGGGAAUAAAUGACAUACUUCAUGCUUAUCAAUCCAUUGACACCAUUAAGGCAAAGCUAGAAGAAUAUCAAGAAGAUGCCCACAAAUUACAAGAAUGGAUCGAUAAAUCUAUGGAAAGUCUAAGCAAAAGACGUAUUGAAAGUGCAUCAGUUAGCUUGGCUGGUAUUACCAAGGAUACCAUAUCCACAUGCAGAAUAAAUAACCAGAACCAUUUAAAAGAGCUGAAUAACUUUGACGACAAUGAAGUACAGCACUUUCAAAAAAAUAUUGAAGAUUUAAUAACGACUGCAUCCAACAAUUCUUCACCGCUUAUUACACAAGUUAUUGAUGCAUGCAAAGCACUGUCUGACAGCAUCGUCAGAGGUGUAUCUACGCUACGUCAAAGUAUUACAAGCGAAACGCUCGCUUUGGAAGCUACCUCCUACAGAUUGAUAUGGGAAGAAGGUCUUGCGGUUGGACAGGCACAACUUGAUAAAAUGAAUGGUCAACUACAAGAUUAUGUGUCCAAAAAGAAUAAAUGCGUUGCGCGACAAGAGGAUCUUACUGACGAAUCUGUACAGACUCUUUAUGAUGAACUACAAAAAGUGGAGGCUCAGUACAAGGUAACCAAAGAAGAAUCACUCGACGCUGUCGAAAAGCAAUAUGAGGAUGUCAAAUCAAGUUUUUUGAAGCUCCCUCUUGUGAAUUCAGUACCUGGUCAUAUACAUGAACGAAUGGAAGCUUUCCAGCAUUCAUUUGAAAAAAUGGAAGAGGCAAUAUCUCACCGUCAAAAGGAGCUUCACUACAUACAGCAACGAGCAAAACUGGAAUCAGACAUAAAAGUAGCCAUGUUGUCAUUGGAGCAACAGAUUAAGGCUGCUUCGCUCUUUGUUGAAGUACAUGCUAGAUGGAAUCCUAACGAAACAGAGAAUAUAUGGGUUGAUGACACAAUUGAUGUUGAAACCGAGUGGCUAAAGAAGAAAAAUGAAUUUCAGCAAUAUCGACAAACAACAUUGAUCAACAUCAAACAGGCUUAUAAGGACCUCCAGACCGCCUCAACUGCUUCAAAGCCAGGAUUUAUGUCUGAACUACAUGUUAAAAAAAUGGAAGCCCUGAACCAAUCCGAAAGUUAUAUGGAUGCCGAAAUAUGUUAUGCACAAGACUUGAUAAUGCUGAGAAAGCAGCUAUCAGAGUUCUUGAAUAAAGAGUCUCAGCUUGAACAAACUGCUGACAUGAUCAGAGAGGAAAUUCUUUCGCAAGCGUCCAUGGGUUCUCCUGAAAAUGAACUGAUGAACCGAUUAGAAGCGUUCAAAGAACAGGUCAAGGUAGCCACAGAUUUUGCAAAGCUCAAAAUAUUGAUUCCUAAGCGACAUAAUGAAGAGGAUAUUCCCAUGACGGUAAAAGUCAAGGAUAGGACAAUGAAUUCUGUAGUACAGGACGUCAUUUCAACAAAGAUCAACCGACUUGACGAGUUCGUAGAAAGCCUAUCCUCACUUAUUAAGUCACAUGAAGUCUUUACGCGUCUACAGUACAUAUUAAGAACCUUUAGAAAACAAAUGGCAGCUUGUGAAAAAUGGAUUCAAACGAGAAAAGAUAUUCUAGAGAAGAAUGUGCAUAUGCUCGAUGAUGAAAAUCUGGCUCUGGAUUUAAAUUGCUUGAGAGAUGCGGUCAGUGAAGCCGAUAGUAUCCAAACAGCAAUGAAAGCCUAUGACAAUAAUUUUACAUUGUUGUGUAAAUAUCGUGAAAAGUACAUAUCUGUAUUCGAAGAACAAGUGUUGCUCAGUGAAGAAGAAAGAGAAGAAAGACUGACUGAGUACGAAGAAGUUGGCAAAACAUUUGAAAGAAUCAGUCAUAUGUGGCAAGAUUUAUUGCUCGAGACAGCAGAAGUAUCGAAUGCUCUUUCAAACGCACUGCUUCCAGCAGAAUUAAAUGGCCGUAUAGCGACCUUGAUGGAUUCACUUGAAGCACUCAAACAAGAGAUAGACGCAGUUGAUCAAGCAUCUGUUACUGAUGAACAGGUUAACCAAUGGCAAAAGCGAAUCGACCAUUUAGAAGCAAGGGAAUAUGACCGACUACACUCUGAAGCUCACGAGCACGAACGUUCGAUCAAUGUAGACAUAAUGGAGUCCCUCAAUACCAAAUUAGAUACAGUAGGGGAUACAAUUUUUGAAAUUAGAGCUACGUUAGCAAGUCUUUACGACAUCAUCAAUGCUAUUCGACUUCAAAAUACACAUGCAGAAAAUGCAAAGGCGUUUCAAGCAGCAUCGUCAAGAGCAUGCGAGCUCCUUGAAUCCACUAAGAAACUUGGCUGUGUUGUAGAGAAAGCAUCAGAAGCCGAGAGAGUUCAGCAGUUGAAAAGCUUGAUAACUAUUCAAAAGCAAGUAAAAGAAGCCAUCUUGGAAUGCUCGGGCCUCUACGACGAUUCAUGUUCAUAUUACACUGGGCUGAAAAUUCAAGAUCUAUUAACUCCUCAAGCCGAGCUUAUGCAAAAAGAGAUAGAGGGCUCGUUUCAGAAAAUUCAAGCGGAAAGUGUUGAACUUUCUAGUUUAAUUACAAGAACGUCAAAGUGGAUAGAGGCAUGCGAUGGACUUGACAAAUUGAGAAAAGUGCUCAACAAUAUAAAGAACGAGGUUGAACGAUUUAUUGUCAAUGGAAUUCCUUCAACUACAUCAAGCAACAAGAUACGUCGCUUUGAAAAACAACUUUUGCAAGUAGCCAUGAAUCAAGAUGAUCUUGAAAACAACGUGAAUAGCACUGAGGAUAUAGUUACAGACGAAGUAAACAAGGUGCCAUUCUUCAAACAAAGUCAGGAUAUCCGUGCCUUGAAUAAUUUUAUUCAACUAGCAUUGGAUAAACGAAGAGCUGAAAAGGAAAGAACAAUGUUGUUUGAAGCCUUUAACAAUGAAAUUGCUAAAGUAUCAAAAGUAUGCGAAGAUCAAAUAACUUAUAUUCGUCAACAGUCCAGCACAAAUCCUGAGCAUCACUUAAAGAAAUCUGAUGCCAUAAAAAGUGUUGUGAAUGCUUAUACUGCUGCUUUGUCACAUAUUGAAGAUAACUAUCAUGACUGCAAGAACAAGUAUGAUGGUAUUAUAUCGGAUCAGGCUAGUAAACUCAUAAGGAUAUACCAGCAACCAAGCUCUGAUGUAGAGAAUGCAAAGAAAAACCUUGAAAGGCUAUUAAAGGAACUUGAUGCCUUGCUUCGAACCGAAAAUGAUUAUAUUACAACACUAAAGCUUUUAAAAAAACUGAUCAGUCUCGACAAAGAAAUAACAAGAUCCAUCAAUGACCUUAAGACAGGCGUUUCACGUUCUUAUGGCGCUAACAAGGGCGUUGUACUAAAGACUACUAUCAGUAGCAACAGCAGAAGCAAAGAGAUACCGGAACUUAGGAGCUUUAUGCAGCGAUAUGAGUCUACAGAGGGUUCUGUUAAGCUAUUUUACAAGAGAUGCGACGAGCUCAGAAAGACUCUCAACCGACGGGCAAGUACUGCGCGUAUAAAUGCGAUCAUUAAGGCUGUUGAUAGACGUAAAGAAGACAUGGGCAGAAAAUGGAAUGAAAUAAAAACAUCUGCAGAUGAGACUCGUACGAGAUUAGAUUUACUACAUAAAUAUCAAACAGUGAAUAUCAAGUUAGCAGAAUCACUUCGUUAUGUAGAAGAUCUUAAAGAACGAGUUGAAGCUCUACAGCUGUCAGGAAAGAGUGUAUCAGUAGAAGAGCAAGAACUAGAGGAACUUCAGGAGGAGAUUGACGGUACCCUAAAGAAGAGUGUUACUGAUAUCGAUACACUCUUGAAAUCUAUCCGCCUUAAUCAGCUAAGCUCAUCAAUCUCUGAGACACCACUAAAAGCCCAAAGAGACAAGUUAGUUGGCUCCAUUGAGAAUCUCCGUCAGUUAGUCAAAGAACGUCAGGAACAAGCGCACACGGAAGGAAGCAUAACUAAAUUCUUUGGUAUCACAAACCAAAUCGAUACAGAAAUCCUUCGACUAUCUAAAGUUAUUGAAGAGACAUCAACACAACAUGCAAGUCUAAUUGGAUCCAAGUUUAACAAAUCAGAUCUUCAAGCACUUCUCAAAACCCUUGUUACUGCGUAUAGAUCAAGUGAACCAGUUGUUAUCGAACUCUUGGAUCAAGCCAAAUCAGAGGCACGAAAACAAUUUCUGGAUGAUAAUGAUCGUGUGGCGAAUGCGAUCAAGAAGACAAUGAAGGAAUGGUCAAACAUUCAAGUUUCGGUGGCAUCAAGAGAGAAGGAGCUACAGACCUGCAUAAAAGAAUUAGACCACGAAUUUUUUACCAAGUUAGCAAUGGCCAGAACAUCCCCAAGAGAAAGACGAGCACGAGGCAGCAGCCAUUUAGGAGGUACUCUUGCUCCACCUUCCCGUCCAGCGGGUAGCUUUAGAUCAUCAACUCUUUCUACUGAACUAAAAAUGGCGUCCACGAACAAUGCCAAUAUCCGUCGAUCACAAAGCCCUUCUAUGUCAGGUGGUCGCAGAGGCUCGACAUACGUUGCCGAUCCUAAAAAUGAGCUGGAUGUUCAGCUUGGCCGCAUUAUCAAUGACAGUCCAUACAAGAUGAAAGUGAAGCGUGUACAAGGUGAAGUUGGUAAAUACUGGUUUGGAGAUGAACAUCCAAGGUUAGUAUAUUGCCGAAUUUUACCUAGCAAGAUGGUUAUGGUUCGUGUUGGUGGUGGAUGGGUUGAACUGUCGCGAUAUAUGAAAGAUCAUGGGCAUACAGAGAAUACAACUAAACCAGACAGUUCAGAAACUCAAGCAUUAAAGACACAAAAGGAAACAAUAGACAAUACCACUUUGGUAUUAUCUAAUGUGGAGCCUACAGAAAUAAGUCCACAAGAUAGCGGUACUUUGACUGAUAAAUCAUCCAACUCAUCAACUGGUUAUUUGGAAGGAGAACGCUAUAUAAAGCUUAAGGAAGAUGGAAAUCAGAUUUCAUUCAAGUUAACAAGAGCUGAAGAAGAUACAGUGCCAGCUUUUGGUAAUAGCAAAAAGGAAGCUAUAAAAUAGUGUAUAUUCUUUCUUUCUUUUUAAAUGUAAUAUAUUGUAUGCAUGUUUAUAAUAAAGUAUUUAACUACUUCAUGUCUGUUUAGUAAAGGUGGCAUAGUUGAGUAAUCCUUGCGUAAGAUGAAAGGCACAUGCUUUCCAUGAAACAUUGAAGUGCAUAAUAUAG
Messenger RNA from Rhizopus microsporus ATCC 52813, 9839 nucleotides. RefSeq lists its product as uncharacterized. Gene Ontology annotation, molecular function: microtubule binding; actin filament binding. Gene Ontology annotation, cellular component: plasma membrane; cortical actin cytoskeleton; cell junction. The transcript has 4 exons. Bases 35 to 9676 code for a protein of 3213 amino acids. The record is from RefSeq and is a predicted model, not a curated record. Gene Ontology annotation, biological process: actin cytoskeleton organization. NCBI's taxonomy places the organism in Eukaryota, Fungi, Mucoromycota, Mucoromycetes, Mucorales, Rhizopodaceae.